This is a messenger RNA of Candidozyma auris, 726 nucleotides long. Its product is annotated as phosphatidylinositol-3-phosphate-binding ubiquitin-protein ligase. Bases 1 to 726 code for a protein of 241 amino acids. The transcript has a single exon. The record is from RefSeq and is a predicted model, not a curated record. Gene Ontology annotation, molecular function: metal ion binding. Lineage: Eukaryota; Fungi; Ascomycota; Pichiomycetes; Serinales; Metschnikowiaceae.
AUGUCUGUAAACACAUGGCAGCCUGACGGCGACGUCACCUCGUGCGUGCUCUGCGACACGAGUUUCACUCUUUUCAACAGGCGUCACCACUGCAGAAAGUGUGGAAGGGUGGUGUGUGGCUCGUGCUCGAGCCAGUCAGUCAAGUGGUUCCAAGGCUCUAGAGUUCUCUCGCCCAAUGGCCGUCUGCGGCGAGCAGAGGAGGGAGAGACGUAUAGAACGUGCGAUGAGUGCGUUGAGGAAAUCCAGAUGAUUCGAAGAGCGCUUUUUGAGUCACCUCCAGAGACGGCUCCUCAGGCUAACGAUGAGGUGCAGCCGGUGGAAUCAGGUGCCACUCAAAACGUUUCGGUGGCAAGCUCCCGCCAAGAACAUACACUGUUAGGGGACCUUGUGGGGUCUGAGAAUAACGAUGAGAACUUGUGUCCAGUUUGCGGCACCAACCUUUUAAGGGCAUAUGUGAAGAAGACUCGCCAUGAGCAUAAGGAGACGUCUCAUGCGGAGUACGAACAGUAUAAGGAAUUUCACAUUAGCGACUGCCUAGUGCGCUUUGACUUCAGCGGAGACCACCAGCGGCUUCUGUCGCCCCCUAACGUUCUGCUGUCGUUGGCUAGAAACAGAAUGCUAGUGUACCACAUCCCCCUCUUCCCCAGCCAGCAUAUGAGAUCAUCAACGACAACAGUAGCAGCAGAGAUGAAGACACAGGCAAGAGUACAAGUGAAGCCCCUGUAG